AUGGUGGUGCCUUACUUCCAGGAGUGCCUGCUCAUGAGGGCGGCCGCCCAAGUGCUGAACCUUCCCCUGGAAUGCACUUCCACGGCCCUGACCUUCGCCCACAAGUUCUACGCCGCCGCGCCGCAGGCCGCCUCCCGUGAGGACCUCGUCCCGGCGGCCUGCCUCUUCUGCGCUGCCAAGGUGGAAGAGGCUCCCCUCCGAACCACAGAUCUCCUGAAUGCUCUUGCUUACCUCAAAGGCGCUUCAGGACGCCACCCCACUGUGAGGGCUGCGAUGCCCUGGCUCCCUGCGCUGCCUGCUGAGCCCUGUCCCUGGUUGGUGGGCCGCCGGUACUACGAUGCCAAGUUGUGCCUGCUGCAUGCUGAGCAACUCAUCCUGCGCCACAUGCAUUUCCAGGUGGUGGGCAGCCACCCGCACAAAUUCCUGCUCAGCUUCUGCGCAGCGAUGGGUGCUUCUGACAGAGUGGCGGCACUGGGCGUUGCACUUCUCAACGACUGCAUGGUGUAUACUGACCUGGUUGCGCGGCUGACACCUGAACAGGUCGCUGGCGGGGCACUGCACCUAGCCCUUGAGUGGGCAGAGGAGUCAAGUGGGGGAAGGUCUUUGCGGUGGCUGCGGGAGAUAGGUUUGGACGAUGCAUCAGUGGAGGCUGUGGGGCACUGCCUGCUUGACAUGGUCGUGGAGGUGAGGUCCAGAGAGGGGCAGCUGGAAGCCACAAAUCGAGGUGUGGAAGUGGAUUGA
Messenger RNA from Ostreobium quekettii, 741 nucleotides. Lineage: Eukaryota; Viridiplantae; Chlorophyta; Ulvophyceae; Bryopsidales; Ostreobiaceae. The record is from the annotation of a GenBank genome assembly.